AUGGAUCUAAUGGUCGUUUUUUGGGGGCUGCUGGCGCUGGCUGCUGAAGGCAUACGAUGCCAAGGAGUGUACGCACCCCCGACUGUCCGCAUUAUACACUCCGGACAUGCCUGUAAUGUUGAAGAGGAGAGGCACACAGAAAGAGUCUAUACCAUCAGAGAAGGAGAGACCCUGGAGCUCACCUGUCUGGUGACGGGCCAUCCUCGGCCACAGAUUCGAUGGACGAAGACAGCUGGCAGUGUUUCAGAUCGCUUCCAAGACUCCAGUGUGUUCAAUGAGACGUUGGUCAUUGCAAAGAUCCUGAGGAACCAGGGUGGGCGCUACUACUGCAAGGCUGAGAAUGGCCUCGGUUCUCCAGCCAUCAAAUCCAUCAGGGUGGAUGUCUACUACCUAGAUGACCCAGUAGUGACGGUUCACCAGAGUAUAGGAGAGGCUAAGGAACAGUUCUAUUAUGAGAGGACUGUGUUCCUGCGCUGCGUGGCCAAUUCCAACCCACCUGUCCGGUACAGCUGGCACCGUGGGCGAGAGGUCUUGACGCAGGGCUCGGACAAAGGUGUGGAGAUCUACGAGCCUUUCUUCACACAGCAGGGGGAAACAAAGAUCCUGAAGUUGAAGAACCUACGUCCUCAAGACUACGCCAACUACAGCUGCAUCGCCUCUGUGAGAAAUGUAUGUGGGAUUCCUGACCGUAGUGUAAUCUUCAGGCUCACCAAUAAGACAGCCUCUCCAUCUAUCAAGCUGCUGGUGGAGGAUCCCAUCGUGGUCAAUCCUGGUCAGACYGUAUCGUUGGUCUGCAUCACCACGGGAGGGGAGCCGCCGCCUAUCCUCACCUGGGUCAGCAGUAACGACAGUCUGCCUCAGAGGAGCGUGGUGAAAGGCGGCACGCUCACACUGCCRGCCAUCACCUCAGAAGAGGCGGGCAUCUACAGCUGCGUGGCCAGCAACAAUGUGGGAAACCCGGCCAAGAAGUCCACCACUAUUGUGGUCAGAGCUUUGAAAAAAGGACGCUUCUGGAUCACCCCUGACCCCUACCACAACGAUGACAACAUCCAGAUUGGACGUGAAGUCAAGAUUUCCUGUCAGGUGGAGGCGACACCUCCAGAGGAGCUGAUAUUUAGCUGGUUGAAGAACGGCCGUGCCCUGCGGAGCUCGGAACGUAUGGUCAUCACUCAGACGGACCCCGACAUCUCACCGGGGACCACCAACCUGGACAUCAUUGACCUCAAGUUUACCGACUUUGGCACAUACACCUGCGUGGCGGCACUGAAGGGUGGAGGCAUUCCUGAGAUCAGCAUUGACGUCAACAUCUCUUCCACAACUGUCCCUCCUUUGUUUUUCUCUUUCUUAGUUCCUCCCAGCCUGACAGUCCCUCGGGGCAAGUCCCCCCUGGUGGCCCGUGAGGGCGACACCGUGGAGCUGGAGUGCCUUGUUUCAGGGAAGCCCAAGCCCAUCAUUCUUUGGUCGCGAGCAGAUAAGGAGGCGCCCAUGCCAGAUGGCAGCAUGCAGAUGGAGAGCUACGAYGGCGUCCUGCGGAUUGUUAACGUGUCCAGGGAGAUGACUGGCUCGUACCGCUGCCAGACCAGCCAGUAUAAUGGGUUCAACGUGAAGCCUCGGGAGGCAGUGGUGGAGCUGAUGGUGCAAUAUCCUCCAACAGUGGAGCCGGUACAUAUGGAGGUCCGUCAAGGCCUGGGAAGGCCUGUAGUGAUGACCUGCAGGGUGCUGCGAGCCCACCCCUCCCGUGUGUUGAGGUUYGAGUGGCUGCUCUCAAACCGCCUCCUCCACGCUGGAGCAUUUGACCCCCAGAAGGAUGAGACGGAGUACACCAUCCGCAAUCUGAAUCGAGAAGGCUGGGGAGAGUACACGUGUAACGUCAUCAAUGAGGCCGGAGCGGGCAAAUGCACGUUCCAGGUUACAGGUAAAGCCUACCCUCCAGAGUUCUACUAUGAUACCUACAGUCCUCUGUGGCAGGACAGACCCAGAGUCUACGGCUUCAAGCUUCAGUGGACCCAGAUGAAUCCCAAUGCAGUGGACCGUAUUGUUGCCUACAGACUUGGCAUCAGACAGAUGGGGCUGCAACGCUGGUGGGAGCAGGAGAUCACCGAGGAGGGAAACAUCGGCAAAGGAGAGCUCAUGACGCACAACCUGACCGAGCUGAUCAAGCCAGAAUCCUACGAGGUGCGCCUGACCCCCAUCACACGUUUCGGAGAAGGGGACUCCACCGUUCGCAUCGUCACCUACAGUGCUCCCAUCAACCCUCACCUGAGGGAGUUCCACUGCAGCUUUGAGGAGGAGCCCAUCUGCAUGUUUACCCAGGACAAGAACGAUGAUUUUGAUUGGACACGGCACAGCGCUGCCACCCGCGACACCAAGUACACACCCAACACUGGUCCCAGUGCCGACCGCACUGGUUCAAAGCAGGGUUUCUACAUGUACAUUGAGACAUCAAGACCCCGUAAGGAAGGCGACCAGGCACGGCUCAUAAGUCCCUUAUUCAACGUGGCUCCAAAAAACCCCUACGGCAUCAACAACCCACCUGCCUACUGCUUUGGCUUCUUUUACCACAUGUAUGGAAAACACAUAGGAACACUUAAUGCCUUGCUAAAACAGAAGGGCCAAAUGACCUCYGAAGCUCCUGUGUGGUCUCUAAGUGGCAACCAAGGUGACCGGUGGAAACAGGCCAAAGUAAGCAUCCAUCCCACGUCGUCCUUCCAGGUUGUUCUGGAAGGUGUCCGGGGCCCGGGAAUAGAAGGAGACAUYGCUAUUGAUGACAUCACUCUGGAGGAAGGGGAGUGUCGAGACCCACCGCCCAAUAUCAGUGCCAACGCCCUGUCCACGUCCUCCCAUAUAUGGCUGCUAUGCACCACCUUGGUGCUGACCCUCCUGGAAGGCCAGAGGUGACCCUUUUCUUCGUCAGUCCGAGGCAAAAACUCAGACCCGCCGUCUGUGAGCUAUACCCUCAGCAUCCGAUCACCAAAGAUUCAUGCAUACAGAAAGCAUCAGGGUCCCUGGACGGAUCCCUGACCACAGGGGGGGGGAUGACGUCUUAUGAAAGAGAGAUUAACCAUAAAGUAAUAAAGAAGACGUGCCAACUUUUAUUUUGAAGAGACCUCUUUUCUGUCAAAAGCUCCUCGGCGCAGGAACCUGGAAUGACUUCACGAGCACAAUAAAAAAGGGCAAUGAAUCAGCCUGGACUUCGGCGGAGGAGUUCGCACGCGCAGAAGGAGGACAGUUUGUAAAGCACAAGUCUCGUUUUAUGAAGAUAAUGGGGAAAAAAACUUUUGAGUGGCAGCAAGAUGCAGACACUGCUGACUUUUUUUUAAUAUGAAGUAACUUUUUCCCCCUGCUUCCAAAUCCGUAGAAUCAAACCUUUUCUCUGUGCAUCUUUAUCUUCAUUUUCUUGCCCUAGGUGCCAAUCAGCAACAGUUGUUUCCCCCACACACACUCUAGCCCAGCCUCACAUUCACAGUCAUUCUCGUUGGCAUUUCUWUAUCUGCUUGGUGCUGUUCUGUAGAGAAAAAAAACAUGGACUUUGGCAACAUUUAAUUCUGUUUGCUUAUCCCCCCACUCCCUGUAGCUGCCUCUUUUAACACUGUGCUCACGAGUCCAAGUGGCCAAGCGACAGGACGGUGGCAGAAGAAGAAAAGCAAACGAAGUGAAUUCGAAUCAAGCUCAGGUGGGAAAAUGAAGAGCGUUGGGAAGAAGGAGCGGGCAGAGAGUUGAGACAGAUCCGUCUAGCGGAGCCUGACUCAGAUACUCCGUCAGCGGUCUGCCCGCGGAACCGAAGCCACUUUACUUUCUGCCAUGAAACAAAGUGCCUUCAGAUUACAAACCGAGUCGUGAGCCUGGGUGUUAAUCAGCAUCGAACAAGUUUCUGUUCAUGUUCCCUUCGAUGGGCUAUUUUCUACGUUUCUUUUGUCCCACAAGUGCUGAAGGGAGCGUGUCCGGAGGGCUCGAGCAGAUCGAAUUCAUGGAACAGCUGCCUGGGACGCUGGGCAAAAUGUGUGUCUGUUUGCAUAAAUCUUCACAUUAAUGUUCUUUAAUGUGAGGAAGCCAACCAGGCAGCACGGACCGUGGGUCUGAGUGCAACGUGGACAAACAGAAACAGUGAGGCUGAGGUGGUUUUUGUUUUUUUUUUUCUUUCUAGACGGCAGUUUAAAAAUCAUUUCAUCCUUCUCUCUUUUCAUAAUUCCCCUUCCCUGUGGGCGAGCUUCUUUUUUUUUUUUUUGUUUUUUUGUUAACAAACAAGAACAUCCACUGCUGAAUAAAACAUUGUACAGGAAGGAGAGCAGAAACUUCAGGACUCCAGGCUCUUCAUGUGGGUGGGACGCCUCACCCGGAUCCGCAAACAUUUAUACGGAACAAUAUUAAAAAUAAAAA
This is a messenger RNA of Austrofundulus limnaeus, 4377 nucleotides long. RefSeq names its product MAM domain-containing glycosylphosphatidylinositol anchor protein 2. Lineage: Eukaryota; Metazoa; Chordata; Actinopteri; Cyprinodontiformes; Rivulidae. The coding region runs from base 1 to 2898 and encodes 965 amino acids. The record is from RefSeq and is a predicted model, not a curated record. Gene Ontology annotation, biological process: synapse organization; homophilic cell-cell adhesion. Gene Ontology annotation, molecular function: protein binding; axon guidance receptor activity. Gene Ontology annotation, cellular component: axon; neuronal cell body; plasma membrane. The transcript has 18 exons.